AUGAAAAAGAAACAUUCCACUCAUCAAUCAUCUAGAUCUAGUAUUUUACUUCAUCAUGAUUCUUCGUUCUUCUACAGCGACGAGCAUCAUAUGAAUAUUAUAUUUGAUUUGAUUGUGUCCCCAGAAAUCAAUGGAUUCCUUAGGAAAGAGCCGACAACCCUGACUGCUCCAUAUAUCACUGCUCCCAUUAAUUAUCUUCGACCUCACCCCCUUAUAUCUUCCGACUGUUUAGCUUUAGAUGCAAACGAUUUCGCUACCUCAUUUCGCACUGUAGUAGGAAACUUUGAAGAAAUAUAUUUAAGCCAUCUGAUAGAAGGCAGUGCUGAGCCAGGACGUCGCGCCUUCAAGUUCAUCCUGAAGAAUAAAAAAAAAUCAUAA
Molecule: messenger RNA, 378 nt
Organism: Amoebophrya sp. A25
Lineage: Eukaryota; Dinophyceae; Syndiniales; Amoebophryaceae
Source: the annotation of a GenBank genome assembly